Molecule: messenger RNA, 315 nt
Organism: Echinostoma caproni
Lineage: Eukaryota; Metazoa; Platyhelminthes; Trematoda; Plagiorchiida; Echinostomatidae
Source: the annotation of a GenBank genome assembly
AUGACAAAGAGCUGUGCAUUACAUGUAAAGGACAGUGAACCACGGGUCAGUAGUUUGGGUGAACGAAAACCCAUGCUGCUCGGACAGGAGUCCGGCGACGAGGAGAACACGGACGGUCAUAGUAAAAUGGAGCUUCCAACUAUUGAACAGUUGAAACUAUAUGCCAGUCCGUACGAAAUCGAGCUGUUCAAUCUCUGGUUCAGUGUUUACAAAGGCGGCAAACAGGAUCAAGUAGCUUUGUUAUUCACUACUGGUAGUCGAGAGCUGUAUUCUAUUCCAAAGAAUCUCGCAUUUCCCGAAGCAACUGUUGCUUAA